Messenger RNA from Penicillium argentinense, 1437 nucleotides. RefSeq names its product TFIIH/NER complex subunit TFB2. Gene Ontology annotation, biological process: nucleotide-excision repair. The transcript has 3 exons. The record is from RefSeq and is a predicted model, not a curated record. Gene Ontology annotation, cellular component: transcription factor TFIIH holo complex; transcription factor TFIIH core complex. Bases 1 to 1437 code for a protein of 478 amino acids. NCBI's taxonomy places the organism in Eukaryota, Fungi, Ascomycota, Eurotiomycetes, Eurotiales, Aspergillaceae. Gene Ontology annotation, molecular function: ATPase activator activity; double-stranded DNA binding.
AUGGCGGCAUCUACGUCCCGACCUCUCGAGUACCUGGAGGGUCUGCCCGGCACGACGUUCGAGCAGCUGUACCGGCAGCCCUCCACCGCCCUCGCCAUCUUUCGUCGCAUGCUGCCUGACCUGGCAAAAUGUUUCGUGAUGGCGCUGCUGUACUUGAAGGAUCCGCUUCCGAUGUCAGAUCUUGAGCUCUGGGUGAAGACAGAGAGCAAGAGGCAACGGGAUAAUGCGAUCUCGAUCCUCGGACGACUUCAUAUACUCUCGUCGACGUUGACCGAUAGCAAAUCUCGGGCAUACAUGAUCACCAAUCCUUUCGCCGCAUCCCUUCGACAAGCGCUCAUGGGUUCCCAAGAUUCACAGUCCUUUGGUGUCUUCUCCCAGAUCCCGGGGGAGAACCAAGUUUCGGUGGCCAACUUGGACGAAUAUGCGCGGCAACAGUGGGAGGGUGUCCUGGGGUACAUGGUUGGAACGAGUGCGUUCGGUGGCACACGCGACGUGAAUCUCAGCAAGGGCGUGAAGCAACUGCUCCAGGCAGGUCAUUUGGUCGAGAUCCGCGAUCGGCGCGUGGACAUUACCAAAGAUGGAUUCGGAUUCGUGCUGCAAGAUGUCAACACGCAGGUCUGGCACAUCCUGAUUCUCUACGUGGAAAGCGCGAAAGCGAUCGGCAUGGAUAGCGUGGAGGUCCUCUCUUUUCUUUUCCUGCUCAGUAGUCUUGAGCUGGGUCAAUCAUAUGAGAAGAACCACUUGACAUCCAAUCAGUUGCGGACGCUUACCGACCUAGCGGACUUCGGUAUCGUCUACCAGGAAACUCCCGAGGCCACGCGUUUCUACCCAACCCGUCUCGCAACCACCCUCACCUCCGACUCAAGCGCGCUGAGCAACCCCGUGGCCGGCUCGAUCACUGGAUCAUCUGGGCAAUCAGUUGGCGGUGGAUCAGGCUUCAUCAUUGUCGAAACGAACUAUCGACUCUACGCAUAUACCUCUUCCCCGCUGCAGAUCUCGCUCAUUUCCCUCUUCACCAAUCUCAAGUACCGCUUCCCGAACCUGGUGACCGGCAAAAUCACCCGACAGUCAGUGCGCCGAGCGAUCGAAAUGGGCAUCACAGCUGACCAGAUUAUCUCGUAUCUGAUGUCGCAUGCCCAUACUCAACUCCGCAAACACAACGCCGGCCACUCCACCACCAACACCGCCGGCAUCCCGCAGUCAAUUCUCCCGCCUACAGUCACCGAUCAAAUACGUCUCUGGCAGCUGGAGCGAGACCGUCUUCGAGCUACAGCAGGCUUCCUCUUCAAGGAUUUUACCAGCUUGGCCGAAUACCAGGCUCCUUGUCAAUAUGCGGAGGAAAUCGGUGUCCUUGUGUGGAAGUCGGACAAGAAACGGAUGUUCUUUGUCACUGGACAUGAGCAGGUUGUCGCUUUCCUGAAAAGCAGGAAUCAUUAG